This is a messenger RNA of Cucumis melo (muskmelon), 645 nucleotides long. Its product is annotated as COBRA-like protein 4. Gene Ontology annotation, biological process: plant-type cell wall cellulose biosynthetic process; cellulose microfibril organization. The record is from RefSeq and is a predicted model, not a curated record. Lineage: Eukaryota; Viridiplantae; Streptophyta; Magnoliopsida; Cucurbitales; Cucurbitaceae. The transcript is spliced from 3 exons. Gene Ontology annotation, cellular component: plasma membrane. The coding region runs from base 1 to 645 and encodes 214 amino acids.
AUGUCAUCUUUCUAUAACUCGAAAAUUACUCCUUGUAAAGCAUGUGCUUGUGGCUGCAAAGACAGAACGGCAUGUAUCCUGACCGAAUCAGAUCUUCAAAGCGUAACGGAAUUGAAUGCACCUACAAAUGACAGUGCUCCAGUGGUGCAGUGCACGGCACAUAACUGUCCAAUUCAAGUCCACUGGCAUGUUAAGGAAAACUACAAGGGAUAUUGGCGGGUUAAGAUAACCAUCAGUAAUCUUAACUAUCGACUUAACUAUUCACAAUGGACUCUAGUUGUUGAGCACCCCAAUUUCAACAACACAGUGGAAGUUUAUAGCUUUGUUUAUAAGCCACUCACCCCCUUCAUCUCUAAGAACGACACUGCUCUGUUCCAUGGCUUAAAAUUUUUCAAUGAUGUGCUACUUCAAGCAGGGCCAAAUGGAAACGUUCACUCAGAGAUUAUCUUUCAGAAGGAUUCAACAUUUACAUUGGAACAUGGAUGGGCUUUCCCUCGAAAAGUUUACUUUGAUGGAGAUGAAUGUGUGAUGCCAUCUCCUGAUUCUUACCCAUUUCUACCCAACUUAGCUAAUCCAAAUCCAAUUCUAUUGUCGACGACACUAGCUUGCAUUUUUCUUCCCAUAUUUCUUACAUUGUUAUCUUAG